Molecule: messenger RNA, 2922 nt
Organism: Pipistrellus nathusii (Nathusius's pipistrelle)
Lineage: Eukaryota; Metazoa; Chordata; Mammalia; Chiroptera; Vespertilionidae
Source: the annotation of a GenBank genome assembly
AUGAGAGGCGCUCGCGGCGCCCGGGCUUUCCUCGGCGGCGUCCUGCUCCUCCUGCUCGGCCUCCAGACAGGCUCUUCGCAACCAUCUGUGAGUCCAGGGGAACUGUCUCCACCAUCCAUCGACCCAGCAAAACCAGAGUUAAUCGUCAGUGUUGGCGAUGAGAUUAGGCUGCUAUGCACCGAUCCGGGAUUUGUCAAAUGGACUUUUGAGACCCUGGGUCAGCUGAGUGAGAAAACACACAAUGAAUGGGUCACGGAGAAAGCAGAAGCCACCAACACAGGCAAUUACACGUGCACCAACGAGGACGGCCUAAGCAGCUCCAUUUAUGUGUUUGUUAGAGAUCCUGCAAAGCUCUUCCUUAUGGGCCUGUCCCUGUACGGGAAAGAAGGCAACGACACGCUGGUCCGCUGCCCUCUGACCGACCCGGACGUGACCAAUUACUCCCUCACGGGCUGCGAGGGGAGGCCCCUUCCCAAGGACCUGACGUUCGACGCCGACCCCAAGGCCGGCAUCACCAUCAGAAACGUGAAGCGCGAGUACCAUCGGCUCUGCCUGCACUGCUCUGCGGACAGGAAGGGCAGGACGGUGCUGUCCAAGAAACUCACGCUGAAAGUGAGGGCAGCCAUCAGAGCUGUACCGGUGGUGACGGUGUCCAAAUCAAGCUCUCUUCUUCGGGAAGGGGAAGAAUUCACAGUGACAUGCUCCAUAAAGGAUGUGUCUAGCUCUGUGGACUCCAUGUGGAUAAAGGAAAACAGCCAGACUAAAGCACAGGUACAGAGUAAUAGCUGGCAUCAGGGUGACUUCAAUUUUGUACGUCAGGAUCGGCUGUCGAUCAGCUCAGCAAGAGUGAAUGAUUCUGGAGUGUACAUGUGCUACGCCAAUAAUACUUUUGGAUCAGCAAAUGUCACAACAACCUUGGAAGUAGUAGAUAAAGGAUUCAUUCAUAUCAUCCCUAUGGCGAAUACGACAAGAUUUGUAAAUGAUGGAGAAAACGUCGAUCUGACUGUUGAAUACGAGGCAUACCCUAAACCUGAACGCCAGCAGUGGAUAUAUAUGAACAAGACCUUCACUGAUAAGUGGGAUAAUUACCCCAAGUCUGAGAAUGAAAGUAAUAUCAGAUAUGUGAGUGAGCUUCACCUAACCCGCUUAAAAGGGACCGAAGGAGGCACGUACACGUUUCUGGUGUCCAAUUCUGAUGUCAACUCGUCGGUGACAUUCAAUGUUUACGUGAACACAAAACCGGAAAUCUUGUCUCGUGAGAGGCUCACGAAUGGCAUGCUCCAGUGCGUGGCAGCAGGAUUCCCGGAGCCCACCAUAGACUGGUACUUCUGUCCAGGAUCAGAGCACGGAUGUUCUGUUCCUGAUGGGCCGGUGAAUGUGCAGAUACAGAACUCCUCCGUGUCCCCGUUUGGCAAGCUGGUGGUUCAGAGCUCCAUCCAUGACAGUGCCUUCAAGCUCAACGGCACGGUCGAGUGCAGGGCUUACAACGAUGUGGGCAAGAGUUCUGCCUUUUUUAACUUUGCAUUUAAAGAGCAAAUCCACGCUCACACCCUGUUCACGCCGCUGCUGAUCGGCUUUGUGGUUGCAGCCGGCAUGAUGUGCAUUAUCGUGAUGAUUCUGACCUACAAGUAUUUACAGAAGCCCAUGUAUGAAGUGCAGUGGAAGGUUGUGGAGGAGAUCAAUGGAAACAAUUACGUGUACAUAGACCCAACGCAGCUUCCGUACGAUCACAAAUGGGAGUUUCCCAGGAACAGGCUGAGUUUUGGAAAGACCUUGGGGGCCGGUGCCUUCGGGAAAGUGGUGGAGGCCACCGCGUACGGCUUGAUUAAGUCGGAUGCAGCCAUGACUGUUGCUGUGAAGAUGCUGAAGCCGAGUGCCCAUUUAACAGAACGCGAAGCCCUCAUGUCUGAACUCAAGGUCCUGAGCUACCUGGGCAACCACAUGAACAUCGUGAAUCUCCUGGGAGCGUGCACCAUCGGAGGGCCCACACUGGUCAUCACAGAAUAUUGUUGCUAUGGCGAUCUUCUGAAUUUUUUGAGGAGAAAACGUGAUUCGUUCAUUUGCUCGAAGCAGGAAGAUCACGCAGAAACGGCACUGUAUAAGAACCUUCUGCAUUCCAAGGAGUCUUCCUGUAGUGAUAGUACUAAUGAGUACAUGGACAUGAAACCCGGAGUUUCUUAUGUUGUACCAACCAAGGCAGACAAAAGGAGAUCGGCAAGAAUAGGCUCCUACAUAGAAAGAGAUGUGACGCCAGCCAUCAUGGAGGAUGACGAGUUGGCCCUGGACCUGGAAGACCUGCUGAGCUUUUCCUACCAGGUGGCCAAGGGCAUGGCCUUCCUGGCCUCGAAGAACUGUAUUCACAGAGACUUGGCAGCCAGAAAUAUUCUCCUAACCCACGGUCGAAUCACAAAGAUUUGUGAUUUUGGUCUAGCCAGAGAUAUCAAGAAUGACUCUAAUUAUGUGGUCAAAGGAAAUGCUCGGCUACCUGUGAAGUGGAUGGCGCCUGAAAGCAUUUUCAACUGUGUGUACACCUUCGAGAGCGAUGUCUGGUCCUACGGGAUCUUUCUGUGGGAGCUGUUCUCGUUAGGAAGCAGCCCCUACCCUGGAAUGCCGGUCGAUUCUAAGUUCUACAAGAUGAUCAAGGAGGGUUUCCGGAUGCUGAGCCCCGAGCACGCACCUGCUGAAAUGUAUGACAUCAUGAAGACCUGCUGGGAUGCUGAUCCCCUGAAGAGGCCGACGUUCAAGCAGAUCGUUCAGCUGAUUGAGAAGCAGAUUUCAGAGAGCAGCAAUCAUAUUUAUUCCAACUUGGCCAACUGGAGCCCCAACCAGGAGAACAUCGUGGUGGACCACUCCGUGCGGAUCAACUCCGUGGGCAGCAGCACCUCGUCCACCCAGCCUCUGCUCGUUCACGAAGACGCCUGA